UCCAUCGAGAACGAUGCUGAGACUGAGGGCGGGAUCCGCCAUAGCCACUCUUUCUCUCAACCAAUUUCCAUCUCUCUCUUCUCUGCGAGCUCCUGUUUCUCUCACACUCUCUCGUUCGCACGCUAAGGGGAGACUGCUCCGUCUACGAUCACUAUCCGUCUCUUCGUCCUCCGCAGUUUCCAUCAACGCGCCGCCGCCGAGAACAGAUGGUGUUAUCGAUCCUAAAUACCUCUCCUGCUCGCUGCCGGAGAAGAAGCCUCUCAAGGUGGCCGUUUUGGUCAGCGGUGGCGUCGAUAGCAGCGUCUCUCUCCGCCUCCUCCACGCUGCUGGACAUUCCUGCACCGCUUUCUAUCUCAAAAUAUGGUUCCAGGAAGACUUUGAGAACUUUUGGUCCGAGUGCCCGUGGGAGGAGGAUCUGAAAUAUGCAAAAGCUGUUUGUGAUCAGGUUGACGUACCUUUGGAGGUAGUGCAUUUGACUGAUGAAUAUUGGAAUAAUGUGGUAUCAUAUAUUAUUAAUGAAUAUCGAUGUGGAAGAACUCCAAAUCCAGAUGUCCUUUGCAAUACAAGAAUAAAAUUUGGUGCAUUUAUGGAUGCUAUAAGUGAAAUGGAAUUUGACUUUGUUGCUUCUGGACAUUAUGCAAAGAUUGUUCAUGCAUCUUCGGAUCAACCACAUGAGCCUUCUGUUCUGGAAUUGUCAAAAGAUAUGGUAAAGGACCAAACAUACUUCCUUUCACAUCUCACACAGGCUCAGCUUAAGCGGCUUCUUUUCCCUCUUGGAUGUAUACCAAAGGAAGAGGUGCGUAAACUUGCCAAAUCAUUUGAUCUCCCAAACCAAGACCGUAAAGAUUCACAGGGAAUAUGCUUCCUUGGCAAGAUAAAGUUCAGUGAAUUUGUUGCAAGACACAUUGGCGAGGAAGAAGGGAUUAUAUUGGAAGCUGAGACAGGAGAUUAUCUUGGAAAACACAGAGGUUUUUGGUUCUACACUAUUGGCCAACGACAAGGUUUACGACUUCCCGGAGGACCCUGGUAUGUUGUGGAGAAAGACACUACGAAUAAUGUAGUGUUUGUGUCAAGAAACUAUUUCUCUGUCGAUAAGAAAAGACGUCUAUUCCGUGUUGGAUCCUUGAAAUGGCUCAGUGGGAGCUCUCCUGGAAAUAUUACUCAACUUCAAUGCAAGGUUCGUCAUGGCCCCAAUUUCUACAAUUGUAGUAUGGCGAUGGAAGUUGAUGACAAUGGCCAAGAAAUUGCUGUUGUCCAGUUAACCGAAGACGAUCAGGGUCUGGCAGCUGGACAGUUUGCUGCAUUCUAUGAUGGGAGGGCCUGUAUUGGCUCAGGCGUGAUCUUGGAGUCUUGGGACGAUCAAGGAUAUCCUGUUUGCGAGAGGGCUCUUGAAAUAGCAAGAAUGGAGGAUAAGUCCGUGCUUGGUAAACCUGUGAAAAUAAUGGUUAAACCGGAAAUUAGUCUAAAAGAAUCCGAUCACAAAGAUCAAAGUAAGAAUCCUGAACCUGUUCAUUCUGAAAUUACAUCCCAGAAUAUGACAACAAUCCCCCAUCAAGAAGAGAACCCCAGAGAAUUAAAUUUGCUGGGGUGGCUAAAACAGAAGUUGUUACAAGCUUUCUAGGACGUGUAUAUAUAUACCUACGAUAUAUCAAGGUUGAUCAUGGCACUGACUCAAAUUUGCACCUGCCAUCUCAAGAAAUGGACUCCUGCGCUGGGUAGGAGCCGAAGCAUGCUGGUUCAGGAACAAGAGGUUGAUCAUGGUACUGACUCAAAUUUACCAACACUUCCUGCAUUCUUUGAUGAUUCACCGCCAUAUUUCACUGCGGUUACAGAGAUCUAUGAGCAGGCAUUUUCGGCAGCAGUGUUUCUACCAUAAAAGAGAAGAAAACAUGGUAUAUAACAAUGGUAAUAUAAUAAAUGCUGUUCUCUUGCCCUUUGAACAGAGUGCUGGUUUCUCCAUGGAAAAUGCUGAAGGGUAUUGCCCAUCUUGUUGAUAUGCUUCUUACAAAAAGAGAUCAUAAUACUGCUUCCAUGUCGUUAGUUCUUAACUAUUUAUGUUCUCGAUUAUAAUGUCGCUUUUACAUUUUGUCGCUUUUACAUUUUGUUCUCGAUUAUAAUGUCGCUUUUACAUUUAGUUCAUAACUAUCUCUGAUGUCGAUUAUAAUAUUGCUUUUACGUUUAGUUCUUAA
This is a messenger RNA of Ipomoea triloba (trilobed morning glory), 2189 nucleotides long. RefSeq names its product tRNA-specific 2-thiouridylase MnmA. Gene Ontology annotation, biological process: tRNA processing. The transcript has 10 exons. The record is from RefSeq and is a predicted model, not a curated record. Gene Ontology annotation, molecular function: sulfurtransferase activity. The coding region runs from base 14 to 1621 and encodes 535 amino acids. NCBI's taxonomy places the organism in Eukaryota, Viridiplantae, Streptophyta, Magnoliopsida, Solanales, Convolvulaceae.